Molecule: messenger RNA, 2787 nt
Organism: Coprinopsis cinerea okayama7#130
Lineage: Eukaryota; Fungi; Basidiomycota; Agaricomycetes; Agaricales; Psathyrellaceae
Exons: 5
Coding region: 1-2787 (928 amino acids)
Source: RefSeq, a predicted model, not a curated record
AUGUCCAGCUGGCUGCCACCAGGAUCACAGACGACGCCAUCUGCUGCCCAAGGCUCAAAGGAUCAUGCCCCAGUCAGAGGCGACUCUCGUGGUGGAAGGGGUGGUCGAGGCGGCAGGGGCGGUCCCCCAGGACGCGGUGGUCCUGCUUCUCGUGGUCGAGGCGGUGUAGCCAGAGGCGGCGCCAACCAUCGUACCGACAGCCCUCGCCCCGCGUCCACAGCCCCCACAGCCAACGGCGCAACCCCAGACAGCACUCCAGCGGCACAAGCCACCAACAAAUCAGCCAUCGCAGACAAAGAGGCACAUGACCAGCAAAACGCUGUCACCCCAUCCACCUCUGGAUGGACCGAGGCCUCGUCGUCCCAGCCAGAAACUUCAACUUCGACGACUUCAGUCUCUGCCGCCGCACAGCCCUCGACAUGGAACCAGGACCCUUCCGCUGCUGCUGCUCCCAAUGGAUUAGCCGCCACUCCUGUCCACGCGCCUACUGCAAGACAGCCCAUCAAGCCUGCUACGACAAAACUCUCUUGGGCUCAGAUUGCUAGUAAGCCGCAGGAGAAACCCGCUCCUCCUCCUCCCGCACCCGCACCUGCCCCUGUCCCAGUUGCUCAGCCAACUCCCCCUGCGCCAGAGGUCAAGGAGGCUCCUCCUGCAGUUCGAGAAGAACCUACAACCGUUCAGGCACCCGUUUGGGAUGACGAGCCGCCCGUCAAGGCAGAACCUGUAAAGGAAGAACAGCCUCAGCCCAAGGCCGAACCCGAGCCAGUUCCUGCAGCCAAACCAGAGCCUAAACCAGAAGCCGCUGCUCCUGCUCCUGAACCGCCUCGAGAAGAACCGGCCCAGGCCAAACCAGAGCCCAAACCAGCUGCUCCAGUGCCUGCAUCCGCUACUCCCCAACUCCCCGCCCACACAACCGCAACUCCCUCCCCCAAACUCGCUUCUCGAUCUGCUGCUGGCGUUCGCGCUGGCCCACGAUACAAGGUCACGGACCAGCCCGUUGUCAUGCCAAGCUCAUUUGGCGCUGGCAUUGAAAAGGUUGGCAUGCAGUUCGGUAGCUUGAGCCUUGGCGGCGAAUCGCUGAGCGAAUCCACCCCUGCUGAGCCUGAAACUCCAGCUGCUGCUCCCACACAGGAACCUCCCGCCCCCAAAGCCGAGACCAAACCCGCAUUCGAACAAACGCCCAACCCCCCUCCUGCCACUGCCCCCGCUGCUUCAGGCUCUCUCGGCUCCGUCUUCCAACAACAGCAACAACAACCCCUCCCACAAGCUGCUCCCGCUCAAGCUGCUGCGCCUCAACAAACUCACCAAUCCAUUCCCAGCUCCGUCUCCCAACCCAUUCACUCCACUCAAUCUGCCUUGCCCUCUCACGCAUCUGUCAACGCCUCCCUGGGACAAUUCUCUCAACAACAGCCACAGCAGCAACAACAACAACACCAGCCCGUUGCUCAACAACAGCAACAGCAACAACCUCCCCUGUCGACCAACCAUCAACAACUUCCCCAUCUCCAACACCAUCUACCACAACAGCUCCAGUCUCACGGCCACCAAUCCUAUGGCCAACACAACUUGCCUUCUCAGCUCGAUGGACCUUCUCAGAUCCAGCCCACCGUCCAGCAGCAACAACCCGCUUUGCAAAACACCUCGCACUCGAGCUACUUCAGGCAAAGCGAGGCUUCUGCUCCUUACUUCAACACCCCCACUCCCCCUACUACCCAGGCUCAGGAUACUCCUUACGGUGCCUUUGGUCAGCUGAAUGCUCAGAACCAGCACCAGACUUCCCACUCGAGUGCGUUUGGAUCCAACGACUACGGUUAUGACAAUCAACGCACUGGAUUCGGUGGUCGCAACGUUCUCGGACACGAGGACAACAAGGGACCUGCCUCGCAAGCCUCAGCCAACAGCGUCCUCCCUCCCAGCGCUCAGGCCUCCCAGCAACAGAAUGCUGGACCUACCCAACAAACUGGCGCCGGUCCUCAGCAAGGAUACGCUCCUCCUCACGUCCCAUACUACUACUCUCCCUAUGGGCCCCAGAACCAGUACUUUGGCAGCCCCUACAGCUCCGGGUACGGUCUCCCCCAGCCCUUCGUCAAAUACCCCAUGUUCCAGCCUGGCCCUCCAGGCCCUGGAUCCGGUCCUAACCCCGCCAACAAGCAGCCCGGCAGUAACGUCGGUGUCGGCCUCCAACCGCAGAGCAACCCCUACGCAAGCCAAGGUCUCUACCAGGGCUACGACGACUACCAGACCCACCCUCACCAACAACAGCACCAGCAAUCACACAACCUUGGUCUCGGCCAGAGCGGUGUUGGCGUCGGUAGCGGCGAGUAUGGCAAGCAGCUGUAUGGAAGCUCCGGUGGCAUGCAAGGUUUCAUGGGCUUGGGUAGCCAGUCGACCGGUGUAGGUGGACCCAACUCGUCUGCCAACGCUCCUCGUGGCGGUGGCCAGUCUCCCGAAGCUGCCUACAAGCCCUACGGCAGCAAGGACGUUGGCGGCGGUGUUGGAGGGCGCAGCGGAUCUGUACAGCAGCCUAGCCAAGUCCAAGGCCAGCCUCAAGGUCAAGGACAAGGCCAGGGUGGACAGGGCGGCCCUCAAGGCCAAGGAUUCUAUGGCGGACACCGCUUCGGUUCGGGUGUCGGAGGCGGUGUUGGUGGUGUUGGCAGCAAUGUUGGAGGACCUCAGCAGGGUGGACAUCAUCAAAGCGGACCUCAGGGUCACUUGAACUACUCCCAGAGCGGCAAUGACGGCAACUUCUACCCGUACCGACAGAAUGCUGGUGGGUACUGGCAGUAA